AUGUUUGCAACUAGGUCAAUUGGGCGGAAGGCCUUAAAUAUUCGGAGGUGGACCCAGGCCCGUUUCGUUUCUUCACUAGAGGGCAACCCUCACAUCUAUGUAUUCCCUAGUGAAGGACCAAACAACUCUCAUAUCCUUUCACUCUUAUCUUCUGAGCCUGUCAACCCAGAUCUUGCCAUUGGAGUCACCAACAAGCUACCGCCUACACCAGACUCACUUACGGAGAACCCCAAGUUCCUCGGCAUUCUCCAAGAAGUCUUCGCCAAGCAUGCGCAUGAAGAUCCAGAUGCACAAUCCCAAGCCCAGGUCAUGGUUUCAACCGCUGGGGCGAACCUCUACACUGGAGGUGUCUUGAUGCCCAAUCGGGGAAACAGAAGGCGCACUGAAACGGGCGACUCUAGCGGUGGAGCUAGUGGCCAGGGUGGUGCUGGUGGUGGCGGUAAAGGCGGUUGGAUUCACAUUUCAGACAGCAGAAGACCCCCUGAGUUUGGUAGAAUUGCAUGGCCAGAGGAUAUCUUCGGCAGUCUAGAGGUGGAUGGAAACGGUCAAUUCGUUGGUGGUGACGGCAAAUAUCAAACCAGUGGCACGUACAGAAUGGUCACUCGGAAUGGAAUCUUGGGAUUGACCCCGUUCCUCAGAGAAAAGCUCGUUCAGCGACUUCAGCAACUGGACAAGCAAUAA
Messenger RNA from Penicillium cataractarum, 681 nucleotides. RefSeq lists its product as uncharacterized. Lineage: Eukaryota; Fungi; Ascomycota; Eurotiomycetes; Eurotiales; Aspergillaceae. The transcript is spliced from 5 exons. The record is from RefSeq and is a predicted model, not a curated record. The coding region runs from base 1 to 681 and encodes 226 amino acids.